Molecule: messenger RNA, 2094 nt
Organism: Xiphophorus couchianus (Monterrey platyfish)
Lineage: Eukaryota; Metazoa; Chordata; Actinopteri; Cyprinodontiformes; Poeciliidae
Gene: lsm14b
Product: LSM family member 14B
Exons: 8
Coding region: 698-1750 (350 amino acids)
Molecular function (GO): mRNA binding
Source: RefSeq, a predicted model, not a curated record
GAUGGAGCUGUCAGUUUUACUAGGGAAAGGGAGAUAAAUAAUACGCCGCCCUCUGAUUUGCUUUCUCAGAAAAGGAAAUCAACUUUUCCAUCGCCGGGGAUUUAAGAAAAGUGUUGAAGCAGUUUGAAUAAAUGUUUCUGACAACGUAUGUCUCAAAAUGGCUGCGUAUGUGCUAUUUUGUUAAGUAUGCAACUCCGAUUUCUGCUUCUUUUUAUCUUUUUGAUGUGAUAUUCUACUUAUGUUAUGCUUUUGUUUUUUCAAACACACCAUAAGUGUCACUAACUCCUACUUAUUUUGUAUAAUUUUACUUCCCCCAAAAUCGGGUUUGAACAUUGUGAAUAUAGAUUAAAUGCUUUGAAUUUAUCUAUCAUUGUUGAAUGGCUUUGCCAUCGAUUAACAAAAAAUACUCCUUCCACUCCACAUUACGACCACUUCUACCCAGGCCAUCCUUCGGGCAGAAGAUGACCCUGUAUUUGGUGUAUUCCUGUAAAGCAAUAGAGGAAGUGAUCCCUAAAGGAAUCACUUCACUACCGAAGUAGAUUGACUUGAACAAUCAGGUGAGUUAAACUUCAAUCGGUGGGCGUGGUUCCAGCGCACCUGCAAAUGCUUAUAAAUUGUUUCAGCAAAGUCUGAGCAGUGCAAUGUCUUGUAAGACAGUAAAACAAUUCAGAGCAUUUGUUCUAACGAUUAUUCAGCCAUGGCUUCUUCAAAGCCAUACAUUGGCUGUAGAAUAGGGCUGCUUUCAAAGGCCCAAAAUCGUUAUGAGGGGAUUUUAUACACAAUUGACAAAAAUAAUUCCACAGUUGUGCUGGCAAAAGUAAAGUGUUUUGGAACUGAGGGGCGUCCUACUGAAAGACCAACAUCCCCCAAAGACGAUGUCUACGAGUACAUAACUUUCCGUGGAAGUGACAUCAAGGAUAUCACACUGUGUGAAUCUCCGAGGUCUUAUCAUGGCCUACCCCCAGAUCCAGCAAUCAUACAAUCAUCCAGUUCAAGCUCAGGCAUAUAUUCAAGUCUUGGACUGUUUAGCCCUGUAAGAACGCCUGCUUAUAAUCACCUUGCUGCCAGCUCCUUUCUUAGCCAGCAGUAUGCUGCUGCUCUUGGACUGGGGCCUCUCCUUUCAGACCUGCAUUUCAGACGGGGCCCCAUGGUAGAGAAGGCUGUUCAAACCAUCCAAGUAGAAAGACAGAGAAGAGGUUUGACUACUUCCCAGGAAGGGCAGUGGAAUAGGAGGAGGCCCCCAAGGACCAGGAGAGUGAACUCCCAGCCCCAAAAGGACCCUACUACUAGAAGUUCAGACUCUGGUGUGAUUUCUAAUCGACCAGAAGCACAGCAGCACAACACUGACCGUCCACUGGCCAGAAGAAGGCAAGCACCUCGACAUCAGAGCAGUGGUAGAGGACAGCUAAUGGUGGCUAACAUUCCAUCGCCUAUUCUCAAAUUUGAUACAGACUUUGACUUUGCUUCAUCCAAUGCACAGUUUAUCAAAGAGGAGCUUGAGAGGGAGUUGCAGGAAAAAAGGAAACUAAAAGAUGAAGACAUUAAGAAGGCAAAAGCAGAGAUGCACACGUUGCUGGAGUAUGAGGAUUUUAGCCCGAAAUGUUACUAUGACAAAGCAAAGUCUUUUUUUGACAAUGUCUCCUCUGAUAACGGGCUUAGUUUCAGAUUAACAUGGGCUGAGGAACGGAAGCGCAAUUUGGAGACUUUUGGAGUCACUGGCCGGUUCAUAAGGUCAAGGCUUAAGAGGUAGAUUUAUUGGACGCAGAGGACGAGGAGCUGCUCAGAUUCUAUCUUUAGACAGGAUCCAGAGAGGACGUGUGUGAAGACCACAGAAAACUAAAUCUGGAUUUUUUUUUUUUUUUUGGUCCAUUUCCUCAUUGUUGAACUUAAAUGCCAAACUAUUUUUUUUUUCUUUAGGUUUUUGUUUUUUUGACUAUGUACUAGAAGACAAUUUAUUUAUAUGGUUAAUGUAAUUUUGUUCUGAUUGAGGCACUCAACAUUUGAAGUGUUUAACUGAUUUUUGUCUUAAUUUGAGCACUCGUAUAAUUGUCAAAUACUGUAAAUAUAAACAUGAAGUUAAAUCUGUAUUCAAAA